CACUUUUCAUUCUUCUUUUACAGCGUUGCGUUAAGAAGGUAGUGAAGAACCCAAGUCAGUGCGCUUGCGUAAAGUGUACUAUGUCCUCUCGAGAACUCCACCUUAAUCCUGUACCUUUUGAAGCUUUGUCAUGUUUGAUUCAAAUGUCGACGAACUUUGGUUGCAUGGGAGGUCAAUCUUCAAACCAACUGAUAUCGAAACUCAAAGAGUUGUUGAAAAAGCGUAUGUGCUCACUUUACCAGGCCUGUACAACUAACCAGGACCUUUGCACUUUUGCUUGACUUCCGACUACGAAAGAUACCCGAAUAGCAGGCACGUAUUUUUGUGUAUAAUGCUGUGCAUGCAGUAACAAAAGUGAGGUUCGGUGAUACUUCUGUACUUUGUGAAUACAAGGACUGGGAGAUAAAGAUCGAGGCACAGUCACACAGCAUAUAAAUUGGACUGUUGUGACUGAUGAUGAGCCCUGUUUAUCUCGAGCACUGAUUCAGGAAAGACGGAGAACGCCGUUUAGUUCAGUGAUUUAUUUCCAUUUCCCCUCCUGAGUGACUUGUCAGCGUUCUGUCGUUAUGGCCGUGACGUGGGCCUUUCGUUGUACGGUCUGGGGUUUUAUCUCUGCCUGUGUCACCGCGUAUGUCGUCCGUAGUUACCUGCUUGGUGACACAUCUUUGACCGGUACAGCCGUUACCGGUGUAUGGCUGAUCUUGGGAACCCUUUCCACGGUGAUUGCCUUCCACAUCUCAACGCUGCGAUGCUCUGAGACUCACACCUUGAAGACACUUCUAUUAGAGUACGCCAUCAACCUUGCGACCGACUUCUUCGAUCCGUACAUUUUUGGGAAGCUUAAGAUGGCCUGGAAAGAGCCUCGCAAGGCGCAGGAAAAGUUCCUCCGAGAGCUGAUCUCCCGCGACGCAGAUACAGAGUACGGCAGACGAUACUUGACAGGCAUCCAAUCACUGCAGGAUUUCCGAGACAAACAUCCACUCACCAAGUAUGAUCACUACCAGGAUUACUUCCAGAGGCUGGCAGACGGGGAGAAGAACGUCUGCGUGGCAGCCAAAGUGGACAGGUUCGGAGUCUCGUCUGGCACCACGGGAACGGGCAAGCUUAUUCCUUUGAUACUAAAGACAAGUGCUGGAAUGAUCUUGAUAAUGAACCACAAACGUCUGUAUAAGUCAAGCCCCGUACAGAGGGUAGCCACCCUGUACUGCCGGCCAGCCAAGAAGUUCACCAAGUCAGGACUACCCAUUGCUCCCUUGUUCUUCAUCGGUGAUACUGAACUCACAAAAAUGUGCUGCACAGCCAUUCAAAACACACCCUUUUCCGCCUUCCGUAUUUCAACUGAUUUCGAAGCCACCUACGUCCACCUCCUCUUUGCUUUGACCGACAAAAACUUGGCGUCAUUCUCGGCUUCAUUCGCGUCACAGGUGUACAGGGCGUUCUCCAUGCUGGAAGAUGAGCAAGACAUGUUCUUGGAGGAUCUUUCUGAAGGCAGGAUCAAUCUUAGACUGAACAUUGAUGCGGAGAUACGGCGUUCGCUGGAUGCUGCAUUGAAGGCCAACCCAGCCAGGGCUGAUGAGCUGAGAGCAGAGUUUGCUCGAGGUUUUGUGGGCAUCGCCGGCAGAAUCUGGCCGCAUCUGCAGGGCAUCACGGCUGUCGACAUAUCUGGAUACAUGAAAAAGCUCAACGAGAGAUACACAAAAGGGAUCGCAUUUUUCAGUCCAAUCUACGGCUGCACUGAGUCCCUCCUUGCCGUCAACAUGUGGUUGGACGGGAGACCGCAGCAGUAUGUGCCUCUUGUCAAUGAAGUUCUGACCGAGUUUAUUCCCGAAGACCACAGUGAGAAGGAGAAUCCAGAAACGUUGAUGAUUGAUGAGAUCGAGGUUGGGAAGCGCUACGAGAUAGUCCUCACAACCAUAAAUGGGUUCUACCGCUACCGCAUGGGCGACGUGGUCGAGGUUGUGGGUUUCCAUGAGAACUGCCCGGUGAUUCAAGUGAAAUACAGAACUGGCGAGCUGUUGAAUUUACGCAGCGAGAAGAUUGACAAGGUUGUAGUGAACAACGCCAUACAGGAGAGCUUGACCAGCUGGCCAGGGGCGACGCUGGUGGAAUGGACAUGCGCAGAGAGUCCAUUGAUGUACGGGGACGAGGAGCAUGUUGAUUUUGACAUGUUGUACCUACUGUUCAUCGAGUUGGAAUCAGUGGACGGCUUCCGUUUAUUAGAGGAGCAGAAGUCAUUGUUCGAUAAGUCACUUCGCAAGCAGCACGAGUUCUACGACCACUACCGCCAAGUUGGCACCAUCUGCGAGGCUCGCGUGAUGAUCGUUCGCCCAGGAUCCUUCAAGAAAUUGCAAGACUUCAUAAUAGCGACCUCUACAGCCAGUUAUAACCAGUUCAAAACACCCAAAAAGCUGCGCACAAAGGCGACUCUUGAUCUCAUGAUGAAGUGUGCAGUAGAUGUUUAAUAUAUGCCAUAAAAAGCUGUAGGCUUUAUUGAAUAACCCUUACUGUGUUUUGCCAAUGUUUUAUUUUUACAGUGCAUAGAAAAGUGCUCAUUCGCGAACAAAAGUGUGAAUCAUUAUAGGGUGUCCUGGAUAUUUAAUAAAAUCUGUCAUAAAAACCUGUAGGCUUUUUAUGGAGGAACCCUUGUUGUUAGUGUCUGAUGUCACGCGCACGUUUUGCCAAUUGUGUUGUUUCUUUGGGUUUUUUUUUACAGUGCACAGAAAAGUGCUUAUUCGCGAACAACAGUGUGAAUCGUUAAUGAUAAUAAUAAUAAUAAUCGGCAUUUAAGAACGCUCUUAUCAGUAAACUGAAUCACAGUGCUUACAAUGUUAUUAUUACCCCUGAUUAUUGGGCCAAUUAAAAACAUUCAAAAUGCCAUCUCGGCUCCCUGGGGAGUAUA
Molecule: messenger RNA, 2899 nt
Organism: Patiria miniata (bat star)
Lineage: Eukaryota; Metazoa; Echinodermata; Asteroidea; Valvatida; Asterinidae
Product: GH3 domain-containing protein-like
Exons: 8
Coding region: 567-2462 (631 amino acids)
Cellular component (GO): cytoplasm
Molecular function (GO): acid-amino acid ligase activity
Source: RefSeq, a predicted model, not a curated record